AAAGAAUACAAGAAAAUUGACACAGAAAGACACUUUUUCCCAUCAAUUUUUUCACAGUGUUGAGCGAGUUUGAAGAACAAACAGUGUAGUUUGUUUUGAUGAUUCUCACGUGUUGCCGGAUCAUAUUUUGCCUGCAAAGAGCAAUUUCCUGGCCAAAAUCAUUCCCAAAAAAUGGAAAAGUCCACCAAUAAAGUCUUCCUGCGCAAGACAAAGCGCGGAAAGAUCCUCAAGAUUGUCCGGGAGCACUACUUGCGGAAUGACAUCUUCUGCGGCUCCGCGGCGUGUGAGGUAUGUCCUCAGAUGUCUCACGACAAGAUCCUCUCGUCCUGCCCGCCGUCGCCGAGCAGCGAAUUCAGCUUUCCGCACUACAUCGUGCCGGACACGAACGUCGUGCUGGAUCAGAUCGACGUGCUGGAGGAGAGCGUCCUGUGUGACAUUGUGGUGCCGGUGAUUGUGCUGGAGGAGGUGAAGAACAAGAGCUCGGCGGUGUACAAGCGCCUCCGCGAGUUGGUGUCGAAGAGCAGCCGGCGGAUUUACACGUUCGUCAAUGAGCAUCACAAGGACACUUUUGUGGAGCGCCAAGCCGGCGAGUCGAGCAACGAUCGCAAUGAUCGCGCCAUCCGGACGGCCAUUGAGUGGUACAACGGCCACUUGAGGCUGAGUCAGAAGGGAAAGACGGAGGAGAAGCGACUGAAAGUCAUCCUGCUGACGAACGACGUUGAGAACAUGCGGAAAUCCCGUGAAAUGGGCAUCACGGCGCUCACAAUUGAGCAGUACGUGAAGUCCCUGAAAAGCCACCCGGAGCUGCAGGACAAGCUGGCGCAGAAGUUCUCAGACAUCGACGGGAACAAGCCCGAUCUGUUCCCUCUGCAUCUGUCGCCGGCGCAGAUCCACGAGGGCGUGCGCAGUGGGAAGCUCUUGCAGGGCUCCUUCGUGCGCUCCCGCGAGAACUACCUGGAGGGCUUCGUGUCGGUGGAGGAGAUGGACAAGUCCAUCCUGCUGCAGGGCAGGGAAUCGCUCAAUCGCGCCGUGGACGGCGAUAUUGUGGCUGUGGAGCUGUUUCCCGAGGACAAGUGGUCAGCGCCGUGCGGCGUGAUCAUCCAGGACGACGCUGAGGAUCCUGGAGACGUGCUGGAGGACGAAUCGGGACUGCUGAAGACACCCAAGGAGAUCGAGCGAGUGCCAACGGGCAGAAUUGUGGGCAUUAUUCGGCGCAAGUGGCGACAAUACUGCGGAAUUCUGCAGCCGAGCGCACUUCCGGGCGCCGUGCGGCAUCUCUUCGUGCCGGCCGAGUCGAAGAUCCCCAAGAUCCGCAUCGAGACGCGCCAGGCGGAGAAGCUGGCGCGCCAGCGUAUCAUUGUGGCCAUCGAUCAGUGGCCCAGACACUCGAGAUAUCCGCUGGGGCACUUUGUCCGUGCCCUGGGCGCGCUGGGCGACAAGGAGACGGAGAAUGAGGUGAUCCUGCUGGAGCACGACAUUCCGCACAGCAACUUCUCGGAGGAAGUACUCAGCUUCCUGCCCAAAAUGCCCUGGGGAAUCACAGAAGCGGAUCUCGAGAGGCGCGUGGAUUUGCGGAACGUCACGAUCUGCUCGGUGGAUCCGCCGGGAUGCACGGACAUCGACGAUGCGCUGCACGCGCGCCGCGUGUCUGCGGAUCGCGUGGAAGUUGGCGUGCACAUCGCCGACGUGAGUCACUUCAUCAAGCCGGGAAAUGCGAUGGACAGAGAAGCGGCGCUGCGAGCCACGACGGUUUAUCUGGUGGAGAAGCGCAUCGACAUGGUGCCGGAGCUGCUGAGCUCCAAUCUGUGCUCGCUGCGCGGCGGCGUGGAGCGAUUCGCCUUCUCGUGCGUCUGGCAGCUGGACAACGAGGCGAAUGUCGUCGAGACGAGGUUCUUCAAGAGUGUCAUUCGCUCCAAGGCGGCGCUGACGUACGAAGAGGCGCAGCUGAUCAUUGACGACAAGACGAAGCAGGACGAUCUGGCGGAAUCCCUGCGAGAGCUGAACAAACUGGCGAAGAUCCUGAAGAGGCGGAGGAUUGACAAAGGCGCGUUGAUUCUCGCCUCGCCGCAGAUUCGCUUCCUGGUGGACAGCGAGACGCACGAUCCCAUCGAAGUGGAGGCCAAGAAGAGUCUGGAGACCAACUCAAUGGUGGAGGAAUUCAUGCUGUUGGCAAAUAUUUCCGUGGCGCAGAAGAUCGAGCGGGAAUUCCCAGAGUUUGCCAUGCUGCGACGCCAUCCGGAGCCUUCGCAGACGAAUCUGGAGACGCUGGUCAAGGCGGGUGAGAAUCAGGGCUUCACCAUCAACACGAACUCGGGGAAGGAACUGGCCACGUCGCUGGAUGCGGCUGUAAAGAAGGACAAUCCCUACUUCAACACAAUGCUGAGGAUCAUCGCGACGCGAUGCAUGAAUCAGGCGCUCUACUUCAUCUCCGGAAGUGUGCAGAAGGAGGAGUUCUUCCACUACGGCCUCGCCGUGCCGAUCUACACGCACUUCACGUCGCCCAUUCGGCGCUACGCCGACAUCAUCGUCCAUCGGCUGCUGGCGGCGUGCAUUGGCGCCGACGGAACGUACGCUGAGCUGCUGGACAAGCGCGCCUCGGCGGAACUGUGCAAGAAUCUGAACUAUCGCAACCGGAUGGCACAGUACGCGGGCAGAGCGUCCGUGGCGCUCAACACGCAUCUCUUCUUCAAGGGCAAGUCGCAGGAGGAGGAAGGAUAUGUGCUGCUGGUGCGGAAGAACGCUCUGCAAGUCAUCAUCCCCAAGUUCGGCCUCGAGGGCACGAUCUACGUGAAGGACAAGGCGGGCAGGGACAAGACCUCCGCCCACUUCACCUACGACGAGCACAAUUGCACGCUCCAGAGCGGCAGUGUCAUCUUCCACGCCUUCGAUCCCGUCACAGUGCGCCUGAGUCUGGAUUCCUCAAAUGUGCAGCACGAGAAGCUGCUCUUCGAUCUGGUGAAGCCACACAUUGAGGGCUUCAGUGUGGCCACGGAGAAGCGCAAGGAGGCGCCGACAGAAGCUCCUCCACAGCAGCAACAGAAGAAGAAGGCCAGGAAGGAGAGGAAGUAGAGUUCAGGAUGAGUGAAAGAUUGUGUAACUGACACACCGUUUAUGCUUAAGAAUUAUAACAUUGAAGAAGCA
Phlebotomus argentipes is the source of this 3141-nucleotide messenger RNA. It is a transcript of the gene Dis3, whose product is annotated as exosome complex exonuclease RRP44. The record is from RefSeq and is a predicted model, not a curated record. The transcript has 3 exons. Gene Ontology annotation, molecular function: 3'-5'-RNA exonuclease activity; endonuclease activity; RNA binding. Gene Ontology annotation, biological process: rRNA catabolic process. NCBI's taxonomy places the organism in Eukaryota, Metazoa, Arthropoda, Insecta, Diptera, Psychodidae. Gene Ontology annotation, cellular component: cytoplasmic exosome (RNase complex); nuclear exosome (RNase complex). The coding region runs from base 172 to 3069 and encodes 965 amino acids.